AUGUCCGGAUUGGAGUGGGAAGGAGGAGGUGGGGACGAGAUGGGGAUGAGAUCACUGGAAGGCUGCGAUGGCGAGCUGUUGGAAGAGGCUGGUGGGGCAGAUGAUGGGGAGGAGUGUGGAUCGCGGGAGGAAGGAGAGGGGGAGAAGGAGGAGGAGGAGGAGGAGGAGGAGGAGGAGGAGGAGGAGGAGGAGGAGGAGGAGGAGGAGGAGGAGGAGGAGGUGAGAGUGGUGGAGGAGGAGGGGGGUGGAGGAGUGGAGGGCUGGUGUGCAGUGAGCGGCACACACAGCGCGGAGAGGGGUGAGGACCAAUGCGGCACAGGAGUGGAUGGUGUGUUGACACAGGAGGGCAUGGUGUGCUGGUGCGCUAGCGAGAGGGCGCGGAGGCAAGCACCCGGUGGGUGGCAGGGGCCAAUGGGGGAAGACAAGGCAGUAGAAGGAGAAGGCUGUAUGACAGAGUGA
Messenger RNA from Closterium sp. Naga37s-1, 459 nucleotides. Lineage: Eukaryota; Viridiplantae; Streptophyta; Zygnematophyceae; Desmidiales; Closteriaceae. The record is from the annotation of a GenBank genome assembly.